AUGAGGUACUUGGUCGCGUGGAUUACCCUGGCCUACCUGCCGUGGCUAGUGGCCUCGCUCGCAUCCACUGAUUCCAUCCAGGAUGCGGACCCCCCGCAAUCGGGUUACUUGCCCAAUCAUAACAUGGAUCCGGCCAUCGUCGCGUCUUCCAGCUUCGGUAUUCUCUGGACCUACAAUUCACCCAACCAUGUAGAGACCUGGUAUGCAAAGGCCUUGACCUUUACACCCUCCGGCUCGACAGAGCAGUUGGUUAUUACCGCGUCAAACAUGAAUAUCGUUCGGGUCAUGGAUGGCAAGAACGGCACCAUCAUUGCUCAACGCCAGUUAACACCGCCAUUCCUCCAGUCUGAUAUUGGCUGUUAUGAUAUCCCCAACUUUAUCGGCAUCACUGGCACUCCCAUCAUCGACCCAAAUACCGAGAUAAUGUAUCUGUUCGCCAAGGGCUACAAAAAUGGUGAUUCUUCUGGCGGUGUCUUGAAUGCACGUUACUAUUUCCACGCCUUGCACCUACCUGAUUUGACCGAAGUCUCUGGCUUCCCGGUCAUGAUCGACGGCCAUUAUGCUGAUAACGAUCACACGCGAUAUUUCCUGGGAGGCACGGCUUUGCAGCGACCAUCCUUGACGUCGCUCAAUGGUGUCGUCAUUGGUGGAUUUGGUGGGCACUGUGAUCUUUUCAACUACACUGGAAUGCUCGUUUCCGUCAGCAAAACUCCUGGUAUCGGGGUCAUCAGUAUUUACGCCAUGGAGGCGGCCCCUGGGGCUCCUGUUCCCCAGCCACUAAACUAUACCGUCCAACAAGGUGGAAAGGCCGGAAUCUGGCAGAGUGGGAUGGGUCUAGCAACGGAUGUCUCGCGCAUCUUCAUUGUGACUGGAAAUGGACAGGGUCAUCAGAAUGACAACUUCCCCGCUAGUUCCCAUUCAGCCCUCUCCACACUGGACGAAGUUGUUGCUGAUUUUGCUAUUUCUUCAUCUGGCUCAUUCUCACUAGGAGGCUACUUUGAACCGUACGAGUACAUUUCUAUGGACGCAGCAGAUCUGGAUCUCGGCUCUGGAGGAACCUGUCUCCUGGAUGGUUCCGUUUUCUACGGAACCGGCGUCAGCCGGAUUGCCGUGGUCGUCGGCAAAAAUGCGAAAGUUUAUGUCUUGAAUGCGAACAAUCUCGGCGGAUACAUGCAGGGACCUGGCGGCACGGAUGAUGUCCUUCAGACCAUUGUUACCACCAAUUCUGUCUUUGGUGGCUCUGGAAGCUACCCGCUCGAAGGGGGUUACUUCUACUUCACACCAAUUGGUGACGGAACCUACGCCUUCAAGUUUGGUACGGAUGCGAAUGGCGUGCCCUUCUUCACCCAGGCCGGCAAGACACUGGUACAAUCGGCUGGUCGAGUUGGAGUUGGUCAGCCUACAAUCACUUCAUACAACGGCCAACAGGGCACCGCCAUUCUCUGGGUGACUGAUGUGGACAACGGCCUUCGCGCUUUCUAUGCAGUCCCAGCGUCCAACGGCACGCUAGUGCAAAUCCCUAUUCCACCAACUGGAGGUAUCCAAAAGUACCAGCGGCCUGCUUUUGGUGAUAGCCGCGUUUACGUCAUGGGUGGCAACAGUAUCACUUGUCUCGGAGCUCCUGUCAACCUUCCUCUGCGUUGCUCUAGCUCGGUGGACUUUGGAUCCUUGGGCAUUGGGCAAACUGAGACACUCACAGUCAAUUGCACCGCACUGAUAGCCAUUACUCAGAUCAACGGCUGCAAUGUCAAUAAUCCUUACUUCGAAUGUAGCAAUGCCAGCAUGCCCAGUGGCAGCCUGGCUGCCGGGCAAAGCUUCUCUUUCCCUGUCACUUGGAACCUGACAAACACAUCGAUCCAAAACGCCCAGGACGUCAGUUACGGUACAGUCAUCCCCGGUGCCAUUACUGGAGCGUUGACUCUAGCUACCACGAACCGGAUUGUUGGAUAUGCAACCUCAGUUCCCCUCUCGCUCACCGGUCGGAUUGUCAGUUCCAAUCCCUUCUUACACAGCACGCCGUCAGAGAUUGACAUGGGAGGCCUGGUUCUCUAUCCCACCGGUACCAGCAGUCUCGCAUCCUCCGUUAUUAUGGGAAAUAUUGGCAGCUCUACCCUGACCUUUACUGGUUUCGCCUGGCAAGACGCUUCCACCAAUGCCACGGAUACAGCCUACCAUAACCUUACACUGUCUGGUUCGAAUUCUGUGAUUGGGAUCGCUUUUACUUCCUCGGCCUUCCCGGUGGUCGGCCAAACUCUGGAUGUGGGUUCUAGUUUGACUGUUCCCUUGACCUUCGAGACGGCAGUUGUUGGGAAGUACGCAAGCUUGCUAACUCUGUGGUCUGACGGCGGCUCCAACACCAUCCUGAUCUCUGCCACUGCCGCUAAUCCUCCUGUAGCCAAUAUCUCUGUCUCAACCAGUGAUGGAGGCUGGGACUAUAGCGUGCCAGUUGCGGUUCACUUCGGUGGCAUCAUCGCCAACACAACAGUGCAAAAGGAGAUCCGUGUCUGCAACCAAGGGGGAUCAGUCUUGACUAUCUCGAGAUCUAAACCUCCUGUUGGUGGGGAACUCACCGCUGUGGCCCCGACCACUGACCUGGCUGAGGGUUCAACGAUCCCCGUCGGAAGCUGUGCGUUUGGUCGAAUUGCUGUCUAUGCUGCGGCGGAACAGCCCAACCACCCAUCCCAGUACCUCAACGCCAGCUGGAGUUUGAACACCGAUGGUUUAGAUGCGUUGAAUCCGACUCAGCCUUUCGGCGUGCGUGACAUUGUCACGGACGUCACACUCACCACCGAGCAAAUCGGCCCCCUUCUCCCCAACGGUACCGCACUGUACCAAUGGGUGGGCUGUUUCCAGGACACCCAUCUAGGGCGGAAUCUGCAGACCAUGGUGAAUAAUUCUACCAUGGAAGCGACCAAUGACAACGAACAGUGCCAGGCGCUGUGCAUGUCCCAGGGAUUCGCGUUAGCUGGCACCGAAUACCAGAUUGAGUGCUGGUGUGGAAAUUCUAUCGCCUACCGCCAAAGCCUCAGCGACGAAUCUGCUGGGUACUGUAACUACCAGUGCCCUGGAAACAAAUCUGAAGGUCAAUCUGCAAAUUUCCCCAUUCUCACCUGUCUCUUCAUCAACUCCCUCCUCAACUCCAUCCUCGACUCCCUCCUCGACUCCCUCCUCGAUUCCCUCCUCGACUCCCUCCUCCACUCCCUCCUCGACUCCCUCCUCGACUCCCUCCUCGACUCCGUCCUCGACUCCCUCCUCGACUCCCUCCUCGAAUCCUUCGUCAACUCCGUUGACUUCUUCGUCAGCUUCCACCCCAGGUACGUUAAAGAAAAAUCUUCUUUUGCGCAUGCUCCUUUUGGUUUACCAAUUUUUGAACCCACCCCCUUAGGCGCUGCGACAGUUUCCCAAUCGGCAACCUCUACCACUUCCAUGUCUCCCUUGAACUCCAAAGAACCAAACAUUGUUUCCUACGGAGCAUACAACUGGACAUAUAUUGGCUGUUACAACGACCUGCUUAACAACAAUCAACGUGUCCUAUCAGGGGCUUCAUUCGCAUAUAAUGGAAUGACUCUGGAGACCUGCGCUAUGAAUUGUUCUACCGGCACCUACGAUGCUAAACCCUUCAACUUUUUCGGCACUGAGUAUGGUCGGGAGUGCUACUGUGGUUACACUUUGAAUACGAGUCUAGUUGCCGUCGAGUCAGACUGCUCCGCGACUUGUAGUGGCAAUGCUCAUGAACUUUGCGGUGCCGGUGCCCGCCUGAGCGUCUACAACAACACUCAAUUCAACCCUCCGCCCCCGAAGCCUGUGCAUGUAUCCAGUGCUGGUGGAUUUAACUGGGUCGAUUGCUACGUCGACAACGCCGCUCGUGUCCUUCUAGGCGCCUCGUACAGCUCCAAUAACAUGACUGUUGAGAAUUGCGCCUCAUUCUGCAACGUCCAAUCUUGGCAGAUGAUGGGCAUUGAAUAUGCGUCGCAAUGCUUCUGUGGCAACGUGACUAACUCGGCGGGGUCUCCUGCAUCGACAACUGAUUGCAAUAUGCUGUGUAGUGGGAAUAAGUUUGAGUACUGCGGUGCUGGAUGGCGUUUAGACUUUUACGCCAAGCCUGGUGCAGGUCUUCCAGCUAACAUCACAACAAUAUCAAGCUCCAGUAUCGCAACCGCGACAUAA
Molecule: messenger RNA, 4167 nt
Organism: Penicillium canariense
Lineage: Eukaryota; Fungi; Ascomycota; Eurotiomycetes; Eurotiales; Aspergillaceae
Product: WSC domain-containing protein
Exons: 17
Coding region: 1-4167 (1388 amino acids)
Source: RefSeq, a predicted model, not a curated record